This is a messenger RNA of Dothidotthia symphoricarpi CBS 119687, 980 nucleotides long. RefSeq lists its product as uncharacterized. The record is from RefSeq and is a predicted model, not a curated record. The transcript has a single exon. Bases 70 to 789 code for a protein of 239 amino acids. Lineage: Eukaryota; Fungi; Ascomycota; Dothideomycetes; Pleosporales; Dothidotthiaceae.
CCAGCCAAAUGAGAUCAUCGUCAUCUUCGACAAAGGCAAGAAGUUCGAGAAAGUCGACAAGUACCCAUUAUGCAGCGCCUCUCGCGUAUUCACCCACCUUCUCGACGGGCCCUUCCUGGUAAGCUUCCUACUGCCACACCCCAUCCACACAUUACUCAUCCCAACACCACUCAGGAAUCACAAACCCGCACCAUCCGCCUCCGUGACGACUUCCCCUACGCCGUCCACGCCAUGCUCGAGUUCAUCGACAAAGGCUUCUACUCGUUCCAACCCGAGUCGCGCGCGCGUUUCCCCUACAUAUCCAAGCUCGACUACCACAUCCACGCGUACCUCGUGGGCGCAAAAUACGAGGUCGCCGCGCUGUGCGAACACGCCAUCAAAAUGUACAUCAUCACAGCUGAUAUGACACUGCGAUCGGCCUUCAUCACCGACGCCAAUGAUCUAGACCACGCUCUCGCUUGCACGUCUACGGUAUUAAAUGCGCCUCCCCACCCGCACGACCGCUCGCCAGCCGCAGAACUCGACCGUUUCCUCGACAGCCUUGUUCUGCUGUGGAAGAAUACGCCAGACCGUGAUGACGCGAUGCGUUGCGCUACGUUGCGCCUGAUAAAGCACUAUCUGAGUCGUUUGAUGCGCUUGAGCUUCUUUGUCACGCUGAUGAUGCAGAUGGUGGACUUUGGGGCGGAUGUGGAGGAGGAGUUAAUGGAGGAUGGGUUCGAGGUUAAGUCGUAUUCUGUGUUGAAGGGGGGGAGGCAGAGGAGCGACGUUAGGUUUGGUGAGGCUUGGUGAGCGACAUGAGCGUGCGAGGUUAUGUACAUCGGCAAAAAGGAGCGGAGCUGGUCUUGUCGAGUGUCGACUGCUAAUAGGGUUCGUGGCGAGAACAGCAGACGAAGACGCUGCUCACUGUCGAAAUGAACCUGAUAGAAGACGUGGAAAUAUUGGAGUGAUGAUUCUCCUCUAAUAGGCGUACUAUAUCCACU